Messenger RNA from Seminavis robusta, 1221 nucleotides. The record is from the annotation of a GenBank genome assembly. NCBI's taxonomy places the organism in Eukaryota, Bacillariophyta, Bacillariophyceae, Naviculales, Naviculaceae.
AUGAAGUUCAUUAAAAUUUCUCCCUUUGCCAUUACCUCCAGUGCUAUUGCAUUGUUGAUGGCCACAUCCUGCAGCGCUGAAGUAUGCGAGACCAUCAGUCCUACGGAUAACUCCGGAGGCAGUAAUGGUGUUAACGUAGUUACACCCCCAGCUGGAACCACAGAAGUUGAAUGUGAAGUUACAUGUGACUCUGUAACCAGCCUCAGAGUUGUUAUGCAGCAAAAUGGACUUGUUUUGGAUCAAACAACCACUUGUGGAACCACCAUUUCCCACACAACAUCUGAGAGUGUAGACAUAGGAAUAGAGCAUGAAGACAACAUUAACCUGGUCAUCACCUGUAGAUGCAAUGAUCUCAGCACCCCUGCUCCUUAUGCUUAUUAUCCCUAUCCCACUCCCCCUCCUCCUCCCUUUUGCUUUUCUGAGGAAGCCACUGUGGAACAACCGGGCCAAGCACCCACCAAGAUGACGGAACUCAACAUCGGAGACAAGAUCUUGACUGCCAACAACAAAUACCAACCAAUCUACGCCUUUGCCCACAAUGAUGCCACCACUUACACGGAAUUCCUCCAAAUCCACACGACAAGUGGCAUCAACCCAUUGGAAAUCACUGGUCAACAUUUGGUCUAUGUGCAGGGAAAGGAUGCCCCGGUCACGGCCAAAUCCAUCAAGGUUGGUGAUACUCUUACUGAAGCUGGACAAGGAGGAGCUGCUGUUGUUACCAAGAUUGAUACUGUCCAGCGCCAUGGAAUCUAUGCUCCCUUGACUCCGGAUGGCACACUUGUGGUGGAUGGCAUUGUAUCCUCUUGCUACGUUUCCCUCCAACCCAAUGGUGAUCCCCAAACCAUGGAACUAAAAGGCUGCUCUGCAUUGUCCGUUUUCUCUCACCACCGAGUUGCCCACAUGCUCUUGACUGUGCCUCGUUUGGUAUGUAUGGGUGGUAUCAGCCCAAAAUGGUGCCAGACGUACAAUGAAGAUGGUGUGGCUCUUUUUGUGCAGACGGCAUUUGAUUUGUCCGACUGGUUCCAUGCCCAGCAUUGGAUGGUCCAGUAUUUCCUUUUGGCUGUCUACUUGGUUGUCUUGUGUCCCCUCUAUGCAUUGGAGCUCCUGCUCGGUGCCAAGCUGGCUGCUGCCAUGAUUCUUGGUGGAUUGGUCUUUGUGGGUUUUGUCCGCGGAAAUAAUGUUCCUGCUGUGGAACCAAUCGAUGUCAACAAAGAAGCUUGA